AUGACGCAAUUAGGGAAGAGGCUCUUUUAUUUGUUCCGACACAAGUAUGAAGUCUAUCCUUCUCUCUUUGAAGAUCACAGCAUCCGAAGACUCCGGAAUAGACAUGAUUACAGAUUUUUGUUUGAAGGAUUUAUUCCGAAAACGUUAUUGUGUUGGAGCGUUGCCUUCUUGUUAGCAAUUUGGGAGCGACACAAGAUUGAGAAAAAGUGGGACACUACUCCUGGAGCUUUUCCCGAUAUUAAAUAUCCUGAACUUUAUCGCCCCUAUGUGAGAGACGAAACAAAACAUUUAUAUUUACCAACCGCUUUGAAUGAAGAAGAUUUGAUCGUUUCCCUUGAAAAAAAUCGAGAAAAAUUGAAAACUGUUGCCCAAGUGCAACAAGAGAAAACAACCAUGUUGGAAAAGUUUAAGAGGACCAGAGAAUUUGGUAAACAGCCGGAGGAGUAG
This is a messenger RNA of Naegleria lovaniensis, 447 nucleotides long. RefSeq lists its product as uncharacterized. The record is from RefSeq and is a predicted model, not a curated record. The transcript has a single exon. Lineage: Eukaryota; Heterolobosea; Eutetramitea; Acrasida; Naegleriidae. The coding region runs from base 1 to 447 and encodes 148 amino acids.